AUGCCGUCGCCUCCAUCCGGCCACCGCCGUUGCCGUGGCCGUGGCCUUCUCUUCCUUGCCAUGGUGGCGAGCCUCUUCACCGUCGUACUUUCCACGAACAGCCAGUGGACCCUGUUUGACUGCCAACAGUCGACGGCGGCCUCUUCUUCCACCAACAGCGUGUUCUGGUCCAACGUCGUGGCGUUACUGGACGCGCUCCCGUCGGCCGCGGCGCCCACGGGCUUCGCCUCCCUGUCCCGAGGCAACGGCACUGACCGCGCCUUUGUCCGCGGAAUCUGCCGCGGCGACUCCACGGCAGCUCAGUGCGCCACGUACAUACAGAACGCCGCGCUCGGCAUCAGGAGCCGCUGCAACACCACCCGCCGCGCAGCCAUCUGGUACGACGACGGCUCCACUGUGGCAUAUCCGGCGCCGAUGUUCUGCUUCGUCAGCUACGCCGACACCAACACGUCGACGGCCUACGAGGACGCGUACUGGCAGGAGUUUCAGAACGGCGUUGUGGUCACCAACACGGUUGGCUUCGAGACUGCUUACAGCACGCUCAUGAGUAGCAUCUCCAGGCGCGUCGUCAACGGCUCCGGCAUGUCAUCGCCGGCAGUAGCACCGAUGUUCGCAACAGGGGCGGCAGUGUACGAUGCCACUGCGCCCAACGGCACCAUGUAUGGGCUCCUGCAGUGCAUGAGGGAUCGGACGGCGGCGGAGUGCGCCAAGUGCUUGAAUGACUCCGUGCAGCAGUUGCCGUCAUGCUGCCGUGGUCGGAGGGGCGGGGUUGUGCUCGGCUACAACUGCUACCUGCGCAUGGAGGUAUACCCCUACUAUGAUCUGGCCCUCGAUGGGCCAUCGAUCUUCGUCGGAGAAAGUCGGCCGGGAAAAAAGACGCAUGGCGCGAUUCUGCCGGUCGCGCUCGCGCUCGCUGUUGGAACGGUGCUUGCCGCAGUCACCAUCGUUGGUGUCUUCCUGUACAGGCGAAAGGCCAACCAGAAGCAAAACCCACAAGACAACAGUAGUAGCAAAGAAGAGGACAACGAAUAUUUUCAGUCCGAGCAGCUUAAUCUAGUUGUGGUGAGAGCUGCAACAAACAAUUUCUCAGAUGAAAACAAACUUGGAGAAGGAGGUUUUGGAGAAGUGUUCAAGGGUACACUACAAGACGGGAAAGAGAUAGCUGUCAAGAGGCUUUCGCAGAAUUCUUCACAGGGGUUCCACGAGCUUAAGAACGAGCUCGUGUUGGCUGCCAAGCUCAAGCACAGGAACCUGGUGGAGCUCCUGGGGGUCUGCCUGCAAGAUGAGAAGCUGAUCAUCUACGAGUACAUGCCCAACAGAAGCUUAGAUACCUUCCUUCUCGAUCCAGGAAGACGGCAGCAACUAGAAUGGAGCAAAAGGUUUGUCAUCAUCUGCGGUAUUGCACGGGGACUUCUCUAUCUUCACGAGGAGUCCCGCAUGAAGGUCAUCCACAGAGAUCUGAAGCCGAGCAAUGUGUUGCUUGAUGCGGAUAUGAACCCUAAAAUUUCAGACUUUGGCAUCGCCAGGGCUUUCCACGGAGACCAAUCUAGGGACAUAACAAGACGACCUGUCGGAACCCUCGGGUACAUGUCCCCAGAGUAUGCCUACUGGGGUCAUGUCUCCUCCAAGUCAGACAUGUUCAGCUUCGGUGUUAUAGUCCUGGAGAUGGUGACCGGCCGAAGGAAUAACAGCGCAUAUGACUCUGAAAUAGACUCCGUGUCUGUGCUGAGCCAUGUCUGGCACAAGUGGAGAACUGGUUCGACAUCAGAUGUGGUUGACCCAUUGCUGGCCGAGUCGGGGUACCCGGAAACUGAGGUCGUCAACUGCGUUGAGAUCGGGCUCCUAUGUGUCCAGGAGAACCCGUCCGAUCGGCCGGACGCCUCUGCUGUGGUGCUUAUGCUCAGCAGUCCAUCCUCCACUUCCGAUGACAGGCGAGCCCCGUCCAGGCCAGCCUUCGCCUUCAGCUCCGGCUUCACUGCUGCUGCCUCAGGUGGCCCAACAGCCGGUUCUUGGAGUUCGGACAGUGUGCUGAUUGGCGAUCAGCAGCGCUCAACGGCCGCGGUUUCGGAGAACGAGGUGUCCAUCUCAGAGCUUCAGCCGAGGUAG
Miscanthus lutarioriparius is the source of this 2106-nucleotide messenger RNA. NCBI's taxonomy places the organism in Eukaryota, Viridiplantae, Streptophyta, Magnoliopsida, Poales, Poaceae. The record is from the annotation of a GenBank genome assembly.